This is a messenger RNA of Oikopleura dioica, 312 nucleotides long. Lineage: Eukaryota; Metazoa; Chordata; Appendicularia; Copelata; Oikopleuridae. The record is from the annotation of a GenBank genome assembly.
AUGGUCUUGAUACAGUCUCAAAGAGAAGAACGGGAUUUUCUACUGCGGCAUAAACCACCAGAAAAAGUCUACAAGGUCCUUGCCCUUAUUCUUUGUCCUGUACUUGGAAUUGUCGCAGCGAUUUUAUAUGCAAGAGCAAAGUCAGCUUACAGAAAAAGAGAUUCUCGUUACGCUGAGCGAGAAGAUUGUUUUGUUUCAGUAGCUAGAUGUUCAAUCUGCUGUGGAGUUAUUUUGUUCGUCAUUCCUGGAAUGCUCUGCUUUGCCGGUCUUCUAGUGACUGGAUUUUUCUUUCCGGCAAUCUUUUUUUGGUAA